GUUGUGGGAGUAUGCAUAAGAGAGGGAAGAAUAGCGGAAAUCUCUCAACCGUGUGAACUGUACUUUUGGGGAAAUGGAAAGACAAGAUCAAAGAGUUCAUUUCUUUUAGUGGCGAGGAAUCUGCAGUGGGAGAGACUCUUUGUGACUCUGCAACCUGAACUGGAUUAGUGCACAAAAAAGAGAAGAAAAUAAAAGAAAAUGCUGCGCUAUUGGGGUGAGAUCCCUGUUUCCUCCAGUCAAGCCAACCGCAGCUCGUUUGACUUACUUCAGCGGGAGUUUCGCACUGUGGAGGUCCAGGAUCCGCCAUUACAUCAGCCUUCGGCCAACAAGCCCAGGCCUACCACCAUGUUGGACAUCCCCUCAGAGCCCUGUAGCCUCACCAUUCACACGAUCCAACUCAUCCAGCACAACCGACGGCUGCGCAACCUCAUUGCCACGGCUCAGGCACAGAACCAGCAGCAAGCAGAAGGCAUAAAGAUGGAAGAUAGUGAGCCGUUGCCAUCCCGUCCCACCUCCCCUCCGCUCCCUGAUGACUUGCUUCCCUUGGAUAGCAAAAUACCCAAGAUGCCAUUUCAGCUGAGACACAGUGACCCAGAGAGUGACUUUUACAGAGGCAAAGGAGAGCCAGUAACGGAGUUAAGCUGGACCUCUUGCCGUCAACUUCUCUACCAGUCCAUAGCCACUAUUUUGGCCCAUGCAGGUUUUGAGUGUGCCAACGAGAGUGUCUUGGAGACACUGACAGACAUUGCUCAUGAGUACUGCCUGAAGUUCGCCAAGCUUUUGCGUUUUGCUGUGGACCGGGAAGCUCGGCUUGGGCAGAUACCCUUCCCAGAUGUCAUGGAGCAGGUGUUCCACGAAGUGGGCAUUGGCAGCGUGCUUUCCCUGCAGAAGUUCUGGCAACACCGCAUUAAAGAUUAUCAUAGCUAUAUGCUACAGGUCAGCAAGCAGCUCUCUGAGGAAUAUGAAAAGCUCGUCAACCCUGAGAAGGCAGCAGAAGACACCAAACCUGUCAAGAUCAAAGAGGAGCCAGUCAGUGACAUCACAUUUCCCAUGAGCGAGGAGCUAGAGGGGGACCUAGCAUCAGGGGACCAGUCUUUGCCUGUGGGGGUGCUCGGAGCUCAGAGUGAGCGUUUUUCGGCCAACCUGGAAGCAGAAGCCUCUCCGCAAGCUUCAGGUGGUGAAGUGAACACUUCGCCUCUGUGGAACUUGGCUCCUGUAAAAAUGGAACCGCAGGAGAGUGAGGAGGGCAACGUCCAUGGGCACCAUGGAGUCCUGGGCAGUGACGUGUUUGAGGAGCCCAUGUCAGGCAUGAGCGAGGCCGGCAUGCCCCAGAGCCCAAAUGGCUCCGAGAGCAGUUAUGCCUCUCAUUCUCCAGAUAGCUUAAUGGGAUCCUCGCCAGUCUUCAACCAGCGCAGCAAAAAAAGGAUGAAGAAGAUGUGAAUUUGGUGGGCAACACCUUGAACUGGCUCAACAAAGAACUGAGGAGUGAGACAGGAUUCUGACCAAGAGGUUCUACUUUGAAUUGGAAACAGGGGAGGGGGGGUUGUUGUGCGCAAUGCUUUGUCUUGACUGGCCCUCCCACUGCCUAUCUGCAGUCUGCUUUGAAUAUUCUCUGCAACAUCCCCCCCCCCCCAAAAAAAAC
Messenger RNA from Gekko japonicus, 1642 nucleotides. It is a transcript of the gene SUPT7L, whose product is annotated as SPT7-like STAGA complex gamma subunit. Gene Ontology annotation, molecular function: transcription coactivator activity; protein heterodimerization activity. NCBI's taxonomy places the organism in Eukaryota, Metazoa, Chordata, Lepidosauria, Squamata, Gekkonidae. Gene Ontology annotation, cellular component: SAGA complex. The transcript is spliced from 5 exons. The coding region runs from base 199 to 1440 and encodes 413 amino acids. The record is from RefSeq and is a predicted model, not a curated record.